CAAAACGCAUGGAGGUGCGCUUGUUCCAGGAGAGAAGUAAACCUCCUCCCGGUGUGUUCAUAUUCAAAAAGGCAUCGGUGUGAGGUUGCCAGUUUGGAGCUUGUUUUCCCCUUAAAUUGGAUCCUUCAAGCUGUGACUGGGCUGAUUUGCUCGCGUUUCGGUCUCCGUGGAGCUGCUGCCACAUUCCGCACGGAAAUAACGAGACUCCACUCGCAGCCCGGGCUUCACUUUAAAUUCCUAAUACCGCAGGGGCUGUGAGGUGACAACACAUCAACAUUCCACACAGCCUGUGCAGGUGGUGAAUGGAUGACGCGUCAGUCACUGACCUCACAAAGUCGACAUCUGUGCCAUAAAACUGUCAAUGUGUACUGGAUCUGAUAACAAAGAGCCAUAAAGCCAACGGAAUCACACUUUGGAUUUUCCUUUCUUUGGUCUUGGACGCAAACUUUCCAGCCAACUGAUUCUGACUGUGACAUGAUGCCCAGGCAAAGGAAUAUUAGGCCUUUUGCUCUGCUGUUUUGCGUCAUUACAUUUACAAUGUUCCUGUUCAGUUACACUUUCCGGGACCCCUCACUCUACUACUUCAAGUACGCUUUUCGCCUGUCUGACAACUUUUUCUCCAAAGGGCUAUGCGGCUGCCGACAGUGCAUGACGGAGCUGGAGGAGGACCCCUGGUUUGCUGAGCGCUUCAAUCAGUCCAUCCACCCCCUGAUGACCAGGGAUAACAGCAUCCUCUCUGAUGAAACCUUUAAAUGGUGGCAGUGGUUGCAGUCAGAGAGGCAGCCGGCCAACUUUAGUGAAGUGGUGGAGGAGCUGUUCCAAGUCAUCCCUGAUGAAGUGCUCUACAUGGAUGCCAGCCCCGAGCGCUGCAGGACCUGCGCCGUGGUGGGGAACUCUGGGAACCUGAAGGGGUCCCACUACGGUGCCCUCAUCGACUCCAGCAAUUUCGUCAUAAGAAUGAACCAGGCUCCCACCUCUGGUUUUGAAGAGGAUGUGGGCACCAGAACAACACAUCAUAUCAUGUACCCAGAAAGUGCCAUAGACCUGGACAACUUCACCAGUCUGGUGCUGAUCCCUUUCAAGACCCUGGAUCUGCAGUGGCUCAUUAGUGCUCUGACCACGGGUACUAUUACCCACACAUAUAUAUCGGUUAUGUCCAGGAUAAAAGCAAACAAAGAUAAGGUGUUGAUUUACAGUCCAACAUUUUUCAAAUACGUCUAUGAGUCUUGGCUUCAGGGUCAUGGACGAUAUCCUUCCACUGGCUUCCUCAGCUUAAUGCUCGCUAUCCACAUAUGUGACGAGGUCAGUGUAUUUGGAUUCGGUGGAGACCAAUACGGAAACUGGCACCACUACUGGGAGGAGAACAAUUUGGCCGGAGCUUUCCGACACACAGGGGUCCAUGACGGAGAUUACGAAUAUAAUAUCACCCUGCUCCUGGCAGACAAGCACAAAAUCCAAAUGUUUAAAGGCAGAUGAUACCAAGCCCACGUGUGCAAUGGGAGUACCACCAAAUGAACCUUAGCAGCCUUUGAAUGAAAGACAGUUACCCUGUUGAUGGAAAUAUAUAGCAAGGGAGUUCAUCAUUGUCAUUUAUGUUAGAAGAGCGUCUCAUAGAAACAGAUAUAACCUAUCUGCUCAUCUCAAACAAACUAAGGGGGCUUUCACACCUAGCUACCUGGUUUGGUCCGGACUUUCGGGCUUUUCAGUUUGGUCCGAACCAAAAUUGCAGGUGUGAAACCCCCCGUUUAAUUGCGAAUUUGAACUAGCCUUCAGUAUAGUUGGUGCCAUAAUAAUAACAUGUUAAUUUUUCAUUCAUUCAUUCUUGUCUUCCUGAACUGUUUAAUAAACCAAUCAAUG
This is a messenger RNA of Micropterus dolomieu (smallmouth bass), 1857 nucleotides long. Its product is annotated as CMP-N-acetylneuraminate-beta-galactosamide-alpha-2,3-sialyltransferase 1-like. The coding region runs from base 475 to 1476 and encodes 333 amino acids. Lineage: Eukaryota; Metazoa; Chordata; Actinopteri; Centrarchiformes; Centrarchidae. The record is from RefSeq and is a predicted model, not a curated record. The transcript is spliced from 8 exons. Gene Ontology annotation, molecular function: beta-galactoside (CMP) alpha-2,3-sialyltransferase activity.